Messenger RNA from Lampris incognitus (smalleye Pacific opah), 1783 nucleotides. It is a transcript of the gene ctsz, whose product is annotated as cathepsin Z. Lineage: Eukaryota; Metazoa; Chordata; Actinopteri; Lampriformes; Lampridae. Gene Ontology annotation, molecular function: cysteine-type endopeptidase activity. The transcript is spliced from 6 exons. Gene Ontology annotation, cellular component: lysosome. The record is from RefSeq and is a predicted model, not a curated record. Bases 137 to 1042 code for a protein of 301 amino acids.
GCAUGUUGUACAGCCGAGCGCCGUGGGCCAGACUGCGCGCGGAGGGACGUGCUGGGUGGUGGCGAGGCGCUGACGGUUUGGACUUAGCUGCAGCCCGGAUCCCCACGGGAAGCCGUACCGCACCGCCCGGCUCACGAUGAUGGCGCUGACAUGGGUGGUGUUCAUGUGGUGUUUAUCCGGCGCCUUAGCCGGGGUCUUCUUCAAUGAGGACGAGCCCUGCUAUCGACGCAUGUCCAGGACAAGUGACUUUGGCUUGAAGACCAAACCUCAACCCCAUGAGUUUUUAAACAUAUCUGACCUUCCAAAAUCCUGGGAUUGGAGGAACAUCAAUGGCACCAACUAUGUUAGCACAACACGCAAUCAGCACAUUCCUCAGUACUGUGGUUCCUGUUGGGCCCAUGGCAGCACCAGUGCAAUGGCAGAUCGUAUCAACAUUAAGCGAAAAGGUGCAUGGCCAUCCGCCUAUCUUUCUGUACAACAUGUGAUUGACUGUGGCGAGGCAGGAAGCUGCCAUGGAGGAGAUCACUCAGGAGUAUGGGACUAUGCCAGCAAACAUGGAAUCCCAGAUGAGACCUGCAACAACUAUCAAGCUAAAGAUCAGAAGUGCAAACCUUUCAACGAAUGUGGGACUUGCACCACGUUUGGGCAGUGCAAUGUUGUGAAGAACUACACCCUGUGGAAAGUGGACGAUUAUGGAGCUGUCAGUGGGAGGGAGAAGAUGAUGGCAGAGAUCUAUGCUGGAGGACCUAUCAGCUGCGGGAUUAUGGCCACAGGUAAACUUGAUGCAUACACUGGCGGUCUCUACUCCGAAUAUGUUGAGGAUCCUUACAUCAACCACAUCGUGUCAGUGGCGGGUUGGGGAGUAGAAAACGGUGUGGAGUACUGGAUUGUACGAAAUUCCUGGGGCGAGCCAUGGGGUGAGAGAGGAUGGCUCAGGAUCGUGACCAGUGCCUAUAAGGGUGGGAGUGGGAGCAAGUACAACCUGGCUGUAGAAGAGGACUGUAUGUAUGGAAACCCAGUCAUACCUAAGGCCUACCUCUAGAGGUGGUCAAAUGACUUUCUUCUGGACCAGAGGUCCAUCACCCAACACUGUACCAGCUCUUCCAGCCUCGCGCAGAUGGAUACUUUUAGCAAAGGGCACCCUUAACCACUGAAAUUCUAGAAAAAGAGAUUUUUUUCUUUUAAAUUUUUCAUUGAGGUUUGUCACACAAAUGAAUAUGCAAUAAACAAGUGAUUUCACAACUGGUUUCCCUCUUGGCACAAGCAGGACCACAUCACUGAACAGUGUCGACGUUUCAGUAACCAUGAGAAGAAUAAACACAAGUACACCAAUCACCUAUGCUAAUCUUAGAUUAAAUGGCUGCAUGUUGAGCUUGUCAUGGUGGGUUCUGACUGUCAGGACUAGGGACCACCAUGCUAACCUUUUUCAUACGCAGCAUGGAAAUGCUGAAAAAAAUCCCAUCUAAAAUAUUCAACCUGAGUGGUCAGAGCUGCAUGUUUUGUUUUACAUCCAAAUCACAUUGAGCACACCAACUGCUACACCCGAGUUCAGCUGUCUCGUGUUGUGCUGCGCCAGUAAAGAAACCUGUUGAUAGUGUUUGUUAAGUUCAACCAUCUUCGCAAUGACAAUGCUGUUGACCUCACUUUAUGAGGGAGAAAAAGGAAACUGAUAACUGACAGUCUGCCUCCUGUGCAUAUGCUGCAUUUUGCCAUUUGUCACACCAAUCUGACAGAAACGUCACAUUAAAGAGCAAAUCAUCAGGAUCAGUAUUUGGUCUGGAUG